Messenger RNA from Didymodactylos carnosus, 912 nucleotides. Lineage: Eukaryota; Metazoa; Rotifera; Eurotatoria; Philodinida; Philodinidae. The record is from the annotation of a GenBank genome assembly.
AUGGAUUGUAUCUUUGAAACAGUACAGUUUCCGAAGGAACAAGAGCCUUUGGAAGUAGACUUUUAUCGAAAAUAUCAAAAACAGUUGCAAUUAUUUAUCAGUCUACCAACAGAAAACUACUCAUCUCUUAUAUCGAUUAUAUUUUCCAAUGAUAUUUGUAAUGACAUGAUAAUGCAAGUUCAUGUUGAGUGUGAAAAAAUCAAACAUCGUCUUCAAGAAGAGUACUGUAAAAUGAAGUAUACCAUGUCUGAGUUAAUCAUAUCUGGAAGUGGUGGUGAACAAUGGAUGCCGUACGGUGAUUCAGAUAUUGAUCAAAUGUAUGUUGAAUAUGAACUGGUGGCCGAAAAUGAUCCAACAAGUUCAUUGUAUUUCGUUUACGCUCCAUAUCCAGGCUACGUUCUGUUGCGUCGAGGACAGCAUACCGUAAGUCAUGCAGACUUACUUAAGCUUCGAGGGUAUAGUGAAAAAUUGAAAGAACACCUAUUGUAUGAACAUGGCCCUGCAUACUGUGUAAGGACACCUAUUUGGCCAAAUGACGAUCAAAUUGCAGCGAAACAGAUGGAAACAGAUGUGGUACCCUGUUAUAAACUACUUCAGUGGCCGACUGUAGCAGCAGAGUAUUUUCAUCGUGAAUCACGACAGUACCAAUGGCCACCUCAUGACUUCAUUCAGCGAUGUUUCAAUAAUGAAAUUUCCUGUUUAUUGACACCUGUGGGUUACAAAUUCAGUCAUCAGCGUGACGAUGAGUGGCGUAUAUCGUUUUCACUGGUAGAGAUGGAAUUAGUAAAAACAUUAAGUAAAAAUCAGCGCUUGUGUUAUAUUUUAUUCAAAUCGAUCUGUAAAGAUUAUGUCAUCAAGGAAACAAAAAAUGAACUUGAACAAACGAGCAACGCUUCGGUAAGCGGAUCCUAA